AGGUUUCCUUAUAUAUCUCACUUAUUUUUCCUCCACAAGCUCCCAAAAGAGUUUACCUGGUAACUCUAGACCAAAAUCUGACAGAGACACAAGACCAAAUACACAUCUUCUUAUUUAUUGUCUCUGUGUGUUUGAGUUGUUCUUCCUCUUAAAGAAGCAGAGAGAGAGUCAUGGAGAGAAUGUCAGCUGGUUUAUGGCUUGUAUUCUUCUUCUUUACUGUUGUUGCAGAUGCAAAGUAUCCUCCAGGAGGUUCCUACCAUCUUUUAUCUUUGAGACAAAACAUGAAGAUCUCCAAGUCAAAGGCAGAGUUACCCUUUCACUUUCAAACUCAUUAUUUCCCACAGAAUCUUGACCACUUUAGUUUCCAACCAGAGAGCUACAGAAUCUUCCACCAGAAGUACCUCAUCAGUAGCCAUUUCUGGCGCAAAGGUGGCCCCAUCUUUGUCUACACAGGCAAUGAAGGUGAUAUUGAAUGGUUUGCUUCCAACACUGGCUUCAUGUUGGACAUUGCUCCCAAGUUCGAGGCUCUUCUUGUCUUUAUUGAACAUAGAUUCUAUGGAGAGUCUAAGCCCCCCAGGUCAGCCAAGGCAAUGGGAUACCUGAACUCACAGCAAGCAUUGGCUGAUUAUGCAAUCUUGAUACGAAGCUUGAAGCAAAAUUUAUCGUCAGAAGCAUCUCCUGUCGUAGUCCUUGGUGGCUCUUAUGGUGGAAUGCUUGCAGCAUGGUUCAGGCUGAAAUAUCCACAUAUUGCAAUUGGCGCAUUAGCAUCCUCUGCUCCAAUUCUGCAGUUUGAUAAGAUUGUUCCGUCUUCGAGCUUCUAUGACUCCAUUUCUCAAGAUUUCAAGGACGUGAGUGUUAACUGUUUUGAAGUCAUCAAGAGAAGCUGGGUUUUUUCCACCAUGAAAGAUGGCUUACAAGAACUCAGCAAAAAGUUCAGAUCUUGCAAGGGUCUUCACAAUGUCACUGCUGCCUCACAGUGGCUAGAUUCAGCCUUUGUUAAUACAGCAAUGGUUAAUUAUCCAACUCCAGCAAAUUUCAUGGCUCCACUGCCUGCUUACCCAGUGGAGGAGAUGUGCAAGAUCAUCGACGGGUUUCCUCCAGAAGCCAGCAAUCUUGAUCGUGCAUUUGCAGCUGCAAGCUUAUACUACAACUAUUCAGGUUCAGAGAAGUGCUUCGAUAUUGAAAACGAAACUGAUCCUCAUGGAGUCAAUGGUUGGUAUUGGCAGGCUUGCACAGAGAUGGUAAUGCCAAUAAGCUGUUCGAACCAGAGCAUGUUUCAACCAUUCGAAAAUGAUGACAAAGGAGACCAAGAAUACUGUUUAAGGGAAUAUGGUGUCAAGCCUAGACCACACUGGAUUACCACCGAAUUUGGCGGUCAGAGAAUAGAGAUGGUGUUGAAGAGAUUUGGUAGCAACAUUAUAUUCUCGAAUGGAAUGCAGGAUCCAUGGAGCAGAGAAGGGAUUCUGAAGAACAUAUCGAGCAGCAUCAUUGCGCUUGUGACCAAGAAAGGAGCUCACCAUGCGGAUCUCAGGGCUGCUACAAAAGAAGAUCCUGAGUGGCUGAAAGAACAAAGGAGACAAGAAGUUGCAGAGAUGGAGAAAUGGAUCAGUGAAUAUUACAGUGAUCUGAGACAAGAAGAGCAAGGCAGUUAUUAGAAACACCGUGUGUUUUUCAUGUGCGUUGGGAUGACAUUACGCCCAAUAGUAAAAUUAAAAUAAUCGAUUAUUUUCAUCUUUCAGCCGAGAUAAAAAUUAUAGUAUCCCUGUAUAUGAUAUCACUUGAGAGAAACACAACUAUAUACAGUAUAUGUACGAUAAGUAGUUUCAUCAAAAUCGAUACAUUUAACAUUCUAAUCUUCA
Capsella rubella is the source of this 1859-nucleotide messenger RNA. RefSeq names its product lysosomal Pro-X carboxypeptidase. NCBI's taxonomy places the organism in Eukaryota, Viridiplantae, Streptophyta, Magnoliopsida, Brassicales, Brassicaceae. Gene Ontology annotation, molecular function: dipeptidyl-peptidase activity; serine-type exopeptidase activity. Gene Ontology annotation, biological process: proteolysis. The record is from RefSeq and is a predicted model, not a curated record.